Messenger RNA from Diachasmimorpha longicaudata, 795 nucleotides. RefSeq lists its product as uncharacterized. Gene Ontology annotation, molecular function: lipid binding. Gene Ontology annotation, biological process: lipid transport. Gene Ontology annotation, cellular component: extracellular region. Lineage: Eukaryota; Metazoa; Arthropoda; Insecta; Hymenoptera; Braconidae. The transcript is spliced from 2 exons. Bases 72 to 656 code for a protein of 194 amino acids. The record is from RefSeq and is a predicted model, not a curated record.
AAUAUAAAGAUUACAUCAGUCGUUUGUGUUACUCUGACAAAAAAGGUUUUGACAGUUAAUUUUAAUAUUAAAUGAUGAAGGGUGCUUGUGCAAUUAUUGUCAUUGGCUGUGCGGCCGUUGCAUUUGGAUCUCCAGCUGGUCAGCCUCCAGCAGCAGCUCAACCAGCUCCAUUGUCAGAUCUAAUUGAACAGGCUAAGGCUGGCAUCACCAAUCUUGGACAGGAGCUUUCCAAACGUUUGGAGAAGGAUAGCCAAAGUACCCUGGAGUCACUCAAGACUCAGAGCAGCUCAUUUGCCAAUAAUCUCCAGGAUUUGCUGAACAAGAUCUCCGAAGAUGUUAAAGCUAAGAGUCCGGAAAUCCAGAAAGCUUGGGAUGGAGUGAAGACCAAAUUCAGUGGUGUUGUCAAUGACAUCAAUGCCCAAAUACCCCAGGCCCAGGAGCAGGCGAGUCAACUGGGAACCAAAUUGACUCAAGGGCUCAAUCUUCUCAUUGAGGAAUCCAGCAAAGCUGCUAAGGAGAUCAGCAAAAGCUCGGAGACGGUCCAGGAAGAUCUUGCCAAGUUCACCAAACAGGCGGUGGAGAUCGCUGUCAAGACCACUAACAAUCUGGACACUCAACUGCGACAAUUGGCUGUCACCGAGGCACCAAAGGUGUAAUAUCUUCGAAUAUGUAACACUCAAUAUUGCAGAUGAUGGACCCAAAUUAAAAAAUUCUUCGACUGUUUGCUGUAAAAAAUGUACUGUUCUUGUUGUAAGAAGCAUAUAAAGAAUUAAAUAAUAAUUUUCAAUAAUUGUA